Messenger RNA from Dermatophagoides farinae (American house dust mite), 2356 nucleotides. RefSeq names its product Phosphoinositide-dependent kinase 1 (gene Pdk1). Gene Ontology annotation, molecular function: ATP binding; protein serine/threonine kinase activity. NCBI's taxonomy places the organism in Eukaryota, Metazoa, Arthropoda, Arachnida, Sarcoptiformes, Pyroglyphidae. The record is from RefSeq and is a predicted model, not a curated record. Gene Ontology annotation, biological process: peptidyl-serine phosphorylation; intracellular signal transduction.
GAGAUUUUGUGUUGUUUUUUUUUUUGUAUUUUAUUUGAUGUGUAUCUUGUGGUCUCUCUGUACGUGUCCAAUAUAUUAUUAUAUUAUUAUUGCUCAUCCGUCAUCUGUCUAAAUACAUUUCACAUUUUGAUACGUUUUUUCCCAAUUAUUGAAAUCUCUAUUUUUAUAUAUUGUAUUAUAAUAAAAUUGAUUUCUGGUUCACCCAAAAUUUUUUUUUUGUUUGUUUGAUCACAAACGACCAGCAAUUAAUAAAAAGACGCACACAUCCAUACAUUCCAACAUUCGAAUACUCGACGUUGGUGUGUGGUUGCUGUGGUAUUAAAAACCAUAUUGACCACAACAACGAUAAUGGACACUGCCAAACGUUGUGCCGAAGAUUUUGUUUUUCACAGAAUCAUCGGUGAAGGAUCAUUCUCAGUUGUGUAUCUAGCCCGUGAUGUUCAUACAAAAUGUCUAUGUGCUGUGAAAGUAUGUGAAAAAUCACAUAUUCAUCGUGAAAAGAUGCACAAAGCAAUUCUUCGGGAGAAACAAAUUAUGAAAUAUUUGACCGAAAAACAAUCGAAAUUUAUCAUAAAAUUAUUGUCUACAUUUCAAGAUGAUACCCGAUUAUUUUUUGUCCUAAAUUAUUGUGUUAAUGGUGAACUAUUAUCCUUUAUAAAUCAACGUGAAAUAUUCGAUCAUAAGGCCACAUUAUUCUAUGCUGCCGAAAUUCUUUUAGCUCUUGAACAUCUUCAUCGAUAUGAUAUUGUUCAUCGUGACCUAAAACCGGAAAAUAUAUUAUUGAAUGAAAAAAUGCACAUACAAAUCACUGAUUUUGGUUCGGCUUUCUUCCUAAAUGAUCCAACUGGUGAAAAGAAUGAUCCAUUUGAUGCCAAAUACUCGCAACAACAUCGUAGUCGUAAAAAUUCAUUUGUCGGUACUGCACAAUAUGUAUCGCCAGAAAUGUUGACCAAUAAAAACAUAACUGGCAUGUGUGAUUUAUGGGCAUGGGCUUGUAUGCUAUAUCAGAUGAUUACUUCAUCGCCACCAUUUUCUGGUAGUAAUGAAUAUAGUAUAUUUCAAAAGAUACAAAAUUUAGAUUAUAAAUUUCCGGAAAAUUUUCCUGAUGAUGCAAAAGAAUUGAUUGAAUCAAUAUUGAAAAUAGAUCCUACACAACGUCUUGGUGCCGAUGAUGAUAUUAAAAGCAAUGAUGGUUAUAUAUCGAUACGAAAUCAUAGAUUUUUUCAUCCAUUAAAUAAUGAUUGGAAUCUUUUAAAUAAACAACCACCACAACAAUUAUUAGCCGUUGCACGUAAUGAUGUAUCAAUAGAAGAACUAUGCAUUGAAUUUGAGUCAAUGAAUUUGGCACCUGGUUUGAAUGAGAAACAAAUCACUCGGCUACUUUGUCUUUCAUUGCAUCAAGAAUCUGAUUCAUUUAAACCUAACAAUGCCAACAAUUGUGAUAAUAACAAAACUAAUAAUACAACGUCCAUGGUGAACAAACGUAGACACAUAUUGGAUAUAACGGCCAAAGAAUUUGAAGAACGUUUACGUAAACAAAAAGAAACAAACAAAUUUCAUCCGUUUGUUGAGAAUAAUCUUAUUAUCAAACAAGGAUUGAUUGAUAAGAAAAAAGGUUUCUUUCCAAGACGUCGUAUGUUCCUGUUAACAACUGGGCCACAUAUAUAUUAUGUUGAUCCGGCCAAUAUGGUACUGAAAGGUGAGGUACCAUUCUGUAAAGAGAUGAGAACUGAAGCGAAAAAUUUUCGUAAUUUCUAUAUACAUGUUCCAAACCGAACGUACAUUCUCGAAGAUAUAACAAAUAAUGCACCCGGUUGGUGUGAAAUAAUUGACGAAGUAAAAAAACAUGCCUUACAAGAUCAAUUAGCCUCCGCUGCUGCUGCUACUACUAUCAUUGGUGGUGAUGAAGAUGGCUUACAUGUAAAUCAACAUUAUCAUCAACAACAAUCAUCAUCAUCAUCAACAACAAAAUUACUGGAUCAACAACAACAACAACAACAACAGAAUAUGAAUAACGGUCUAAUAACAAUCAAUAAUAAUAUCAAUAACAACAACAGUAAUAUCAAUAGCAAUAGUACAAAUAGUAGUUAUAUAAAAAAAUCAAAAAAUAGUCUAUUUAAUUUGAAUAUUAAAAAAAUGACUGUCGUUACGGCCACCAAUAACAAUAAUGCCAACACCGAGAAUAGCGGAAUUGGUGGUGGUGGUGGUUGUGGUAAUUGAGAAAAUUGUCAUCGUAUAUAAUCUUUAUCAUCAUCAUCAUCAUCAUUAUCAUCGGUCAUUCUGAUGGUUAUUGUCAAUGGGAAGAAAAAAAAAUUCUAUGAAGUAAUCAAUAAAAGAAAAAGAUUCCAAUAUGCAA